Molecule: messenger RNA, 1824 nt
Organism: Hirsutella rhossiliensis
Lineage: Eukaryota; Fungi; Ascomycota; Sordariomycetes; Hypocreales; Ophiocordycipitaceae
Product: serine carboxypeptidase domain-containing protein
Exons: 4
Coding region: 1-1824 (607 amino acids)
Biological process (GO): proteolysis
Cellular component (GO): fungal-type vacuole
Molecular function (GO): serine-type carboxypeptidase activity
Source: RefSeq, a predicted model, not a curated record
AUGCUCGCCAUCGCCGGCCUCGCCCUCGCCGCCACCGUCGCAGCCGCUCAGCAGUUCCCCUUUCCGCCCGAGCCCGAGGGCCUGACGAUUCUCCGCUCCAAGCAUCACGAAAACGUCACCAUCUCCUUCAAAGAGCCCGGCAUCUGCGAAACCACGCCCGGCGUCCGCUCCUUUGCCGGCCAUGUCCAUCUGCCCCCGGGCCUCGUCGAUGGCGGCCCCCAAGACUAUCCCAUCAACACCUUCUUCUGGUUCUUCGAGGCCCGCAAGGACCCCGCCAAUGCGCCCCUCGCCAUCUGGCUCAACGGCGGGCCCGGCAGCUCCUCUCUCUUCGGCCUGCUCCAGGAAAACGGUCCGUGCUUCGUUCGCGACGACUCCAAGACGACGGACCUGAAUCCCUGGAGCUGGAACAACGAGGUCAACAUGCUCUACAUCGACGAGCCCAACCAGGUCGGCCUCUCCUACGACGUGCCCACAAACGUCACCAUCCGAAUCGACAACGACGACGUGGUCAUCACCCCCACCGACUUCUCCCAAGAAUGGCCCCGGCUCAACCUCACCACCCGCGCCGGCACCCUCGCCAGCCAGGAGCCCUCCCACACGGCGAACACGACGGCCCAGGCCGCCCACGCCCUCUGGCACUUUGCCCAGACCUUCUUCUUCGAGUUCCCCCACUAUAAGCCCCAUGACGACCGCAUCAGUCUGUUUGCAGAGAGCUAUGGCGGCCACUACGGCCCGCGCUUCAUGCGCUUCUUCCAGCAGCAAAACGACAGGAUCGCAAAUGGCUCCCUUGGCGACGCCACCGCCCACUACCUGCAUCUCGACACCCUCGGCAUCAUCAACGGCUUCCUCGAUGCCGUCAUCCAAGAGGAGGCCUACAUAAGCUUCCCUUUUAAUAAUACGUACGGAACCCAGGUGUACAACCAGUCCGUCUACGAGGAGCUCAUGCACAACUUUACGCGACCCGGCGGCUGCAAGGAGCAGCUGCUCAAGUGCCAGGACAGGCUUGUGGGCUCCAGCCUGCAUACUUCAAAGCCCCUUGACGUCUGUGACAUUGACGGCUCGUGCGAUCAGCCGGCCGUCCGGCUCUACAUGCAGCAAAACAGCGGAUGGUUCGACAUCGCCCAUCCCAAGCAGGAUCCAUUCCCUCCGCCACAUCUCAACGGCUUCAUGGCCGAGCGAGACGUGCUCGCCUCGCUCGGAUCGCCCGUCAACUUCACCGCCAACUCACCCGUCGUGGCCAACGGCUUCGGCUUCACGCGCGACGAGGUCCACGGCGGCUUUCUCGACGCCGUCGCCCAUCUCCUCGACGCGGGCGUCAAGGUGCACAUGAUGUACGGGGACCGCGACUACGCAUGCAACUGGGUCGGUGGCGAGCGCGCCUCUCUCGCCGUUCCCUACUCGCGCGCCCCCGACUUUGCCCGGGCCGGCUACUCGCCCCUGCUGACGGCCGAGGGCGCCAUCGGCGGCAUGACGCGCCAGCUCGGCAAUUACAGCUUCACCCGCGUCUUCCAAGCCGGCCACGAGGUGCCCGCCUACCAGCCGGCCGCGGCCUACGCCGUCUUCAUGCGCGCAAUCUUCAACCGCGACGUGUCCACCGGCCUCGUUGCCGUCCGCGACGACCUGGCCACCGUCGGCCCGCUCGACACCUGGCACAUCAAAAACGAGCCGCCCAGCGAUCCUCCCGCCCCGAGAUGCUACAUCCUCGCCCCCGAGACGUGCACGCCCGACGUAUGGGACAGGGUACGCGCGGGCAAGGUACAAGUCAAGGACUACUUUGUCGUCGGGGAUGAGGCGGGGGACGACGAGUUUGUCGGUGAGCUGUAA